This is a messenger RNA of Folsomia candida, 1854 nucleotides long. RefSeq lists its product as uncharacterized. The record is from RefSeq and is a predicted model, not a curated record. Lineage: Eukaryota; Metazoa; Arthropoda; Collembola; Entomobryomorpha; Isotomidae. Bases 1 to 1854 code for a protein of 617 amino acids. Gene Ontology annotation, molecular function: oxidoreductase activity; FAD binding. The transcript is spliced from 7 exons.
AUGCCGGGAGCGGAGAAUGCCGGGUGUAGAGGAUACCGGGAGUUUAGAAGCCGGGAGUUGAGAAUGCCGGGAGUUGAUGAUAUCGGGAAAAGAGGGCCGGGAAUUGAUUGCCGAGUGGCUGGAAAUGCAGAAGUUCUUCGACUUCAAGAGAAAACCAAACAAUCCUACCUGAGCUCCCAAAUGAGUCCUUGCGUUAUUUGGGACAUGAUCGGAAAAUACUUGGAUCUCCAGGACGUUAAAAAUCUUGGCCUUGUCUGCAAGAAGUAUAGAGAAUCGUCGAAACUCAUGCUGAGCAAGAAAUCCUGGAUUAAACUGAAGUUAUCUGCCGGAUCAUCUUUUAGCACUACGAUGGAAAAAUUUUGCCGAGAAAUAUACCCACUACUUAUCCCGAAAUACAUUUACCCCAUCGCGUUCUUCCUCCCCACAACCGCUGCCCAUGUCCAAGCUGCCGUCAGAUGUGGGGUAGCUGCCAAAAUUCGCUUAAUUCCAAACAGUGGUGGUCACGCGUACGAUUCAAUCUCUACCGGAAACAAUUCCACGUUGAUUGUCGAUUUCCAUGAGAUGCAGAAAGUCGAAGUUAUCGGAACAGGAAAAUAUGCCAUUGCCCAACUUCAACCCGGAGCCCUUUUGGGGCCUGCUACGGCACAGUUGUGGAAAUUGGCAAAAGUAGGAAUUCCUGUAGGUAACUGUUUAACCGUUGGGCUAGGAGGGCACGCGAUAGGAGGUGGGAUCGGUCUGUUCUCCUUUGUCUAUGGCCUCCUGAUCGAUAACGUCUUAGAGUAUGAGAUGGUUGAUGCCAAAGGAAACAUUGUGUACACGAGUGAGACAGAAAAUCCUGACCUUUUCUGGGCACUGCGUGGCGUUGGGGGUGGCUACAUCGGAAUAAUUACGAGAUUCCGGAUUAGGACCUUCCAAGCAGAUAUGAUUAGGCUAAGCCUCGUCAGGAUGGUGUACCCUGUCAAGGAUUUUGUAAAGGUGGUUUCAGCCACGCAGGAUUGGAUGGCGUGGACGCGAGAUAAUGAACCGCUCGUUGGUACAAUGGCAUUGGCAUUCAAUGAUAAUUGGAACGUCUCCGACUCUGUCACUCCGGGUGGUUCAGAACCAGGCAUUAUUGUCGCCUCAUUCCACAUUUAUGAUCCAGACCGGAAUCCCACCAGUAAUGCAACCUUUCUCAGAAAGAUUAGUGAAAUGUUCCCCCCCGGAGGAAAAAAGAUUGUGAUGUUCCCCCCAUACUUGGCCAUGCAUUAUGCCACUGGCUACGCUCCUGUCGUUCUCCCACCCUCCAUGCCAGCUCCAGACGCUCCUGGGUCCCUUCAGCAGGCUGGAGAAGGUGGGUUCGUAUUCCCCCCGGACGACUAUAUCGUGAACCUCUUUAUGAAGUUCACCAAACAAAUGGCAAUCGUUCGCUACUUCAAGGCCAGAUCGCAAUUCGUAAAACGGAAGUUAACUAUGGAAGAGUUGGAACGUCUGGGCGAGAUAAUGCUUCGAAUUCCGAACAAUAGAGCUGGCCUCUUGAUCAAUACGGAGCAUGGAGCUAUUCAAAAGGUGGCUGCAGAUAAAACGGCAUACGUCCACAGAAAAGUUGGAGCCAAUUUUCGGAUUCAUGUAACCGGAACGACACGAGAUGGUAACAUCCCAGAGGCUGUCGAAUGGAUGGAGGAAUUCUGGGCCGCUAUGAAAUCCUUUGAUGGUGGGGAGACGUACCAGAACUUUCCCGACCUGGACGUUAAGGACUAUUUGAAGAGAUACUAUGGGUCCAAUUUGGACAAACUGGUAUCCACCAAGAAGCGUUGGGACCCUACCAACUACUUCGUGAAUCAACAAUCACUCCCUCUCAAAAUUAUUAAGAAGUAG